This is a messenger RNA of Vicia villosa (hairy vetch), 714 nucleotides long. Its product is annotated as secreted RxLR effector protein 161-like. The transcript has a single exon. The record is from RefSeq and is a predicted model, not a curated record. Bases 1 to 714 code for a protein of 237 amino acids. NCBI's taxonomy places the organism in Eukaryota, Viridiplantae, Streptophyta, Magnoliopsida, Fabales, Fabaceae.
AUGAUUGCUCAGAUAUAUGUGGAUGACAUAGUGUUUGGAGGAAUGUCAGAUACAAUGGUAAAAUACUUUAUUGGUCAAAUGCAGACUGAAUUUGAAAUGAGUAUGGUUGGGGAACUGACUUACUUUCUUUGUCUUCAAAUCAAGCAAAUGGAAGACUCCACAUUCCAGUCUCAAAGCAAAUAUGCCAAGAAUAUAGUAAAGAAAUUUUGUAUGGACAAUGCGAGUCACAAAAGAACUCCUGCACCAAUUCAUCAAAAACUAUCUAAAGAUGAAGGAGGCAUAAGUGUUGACCAGAGUCUGUACAGAAGCAUGAUUGGUAGCCUGUUAUAUCUGACAGCCAGCAUACCAGAUGUUACAUUUGCAGUUGGAGUGUGUGCCAGAUAUCAAGCAGAGCCGAAGGAAAUUCACUUAAAUCUAGUCAAGAGAAUUCUUAAUUAUGUAAAUGGGACUUCACACUAUCGCAUACUGUACACCAACGGAAGUAACCCUGUCUUGACUGGAUAUUGUGGUGUUGACUGGGCUGGAAGUACUGAUGACAGAAAAAGCACAUCUCGAGAAUGUUUCUUUCUAGGUAGCAACCUUAUAUCGUGGUUCAGCAAGAAACAAAAUUAUGUCUCAUUAUCUACUGCUAAAGCAGAGUACAUAGCAGCUGGUAGCAGUUGUUCACAAUUGGUUUGGAUGAAACAACUGAUGACUGAGUACAAUGUUCCUUAG